GCUGUCAAGGAAACGUGUGCUGCUCAGCUCCGCGACGAGGGAAAAAGUUCUGGCAAAAUCUCCGUGGUGAUUAAACUCCGCUGCUUUGUCUCUUUCCAUCAAAGGGAUCAUAUCCAGCUCUGAAAAAUGUCCGUCAUCUCGGAGGAAAGUGUUCGCGGGAGGAGCCUUUUCAAGGAUAUCGCUGCGGACGACGAGGAUCUGCAGCCCACGGAGAUGGAGAGUCUGUGCAUGAACUGCCACCACAACGGAACCACGAGACUGCUGCUUACCAAGAUCCCCUUCUUCAGAGAGGUGAUCCUCAGCUCCUUCAGCUGCCCGGACUGCGGCUGGGCCGACACCGAGGUCCAGUCAGCGGGACAGAUCCAGGAGCAGGGCGUGUGUUACACGCUGCAGGUCCGGUCCAAGCGGGACCUGGACCGGGAGGUGGUGAAGGCGGACAGCGCGACCACCAGGAUCCCCGAGCUGGAGUUUGAGAUCCCUCCGUUCACCCAGAAGGGGUCCCUGUCCACCGUGGAGGGGCUGCUGGACCGGGCCGUGGCCGGGCUGCAGCAGGACCAGCCGGGCCGGCGGGCCGCGGACCCGGAGGUGGCGGACAAGAUAGACGCGUUCAUCCACAAGCUGCAGAAGCUGAAGGACGUGGAGCACGCAUUCACGGUGGUGAUCGAGGAUCCGUCCGGGAACAGCUUCGUGGAAAACCCCGCGGCCCCUCAGAAGGACGAGGCUCUCACCGUGUCCCGGUUCAGGCGCAGCGUCCAGCAGGACGUGCAGCUGGGUAUCCGGGCCGAGGGUGACACGGACCCGGACCCGGAGCCAGCCGGUGAUGACCUGGACACCAUGAGGAACGAGGUUCUGGUCUUCAACACCAACUGCCCAGAGUGCAACGCGCAGGCCUCCACCAACAUGAAGCUGGUCCAGAUCCCCCACUUCAAAGAGGUCGUCAUCAUGGCCACCAACUGUGACAGCUGUGGCCACAGGACCAACGAGGUGAAGUCGGGCGGCGCCACCGAGGAACUCGGCACCAAGGUCACCCUGCACAUCACCGACCCGUCAGACAUGACCCGGGACCUGCUGAAGUCAGAGACGUGUUCGGUCCUCAUCCCCGAGCUGGAUUUUGAGCUGGGGAUGGCGGCUCUGGGAGGGAAGUUCACCACCCUGGAGGGUUUGUUGAAGGACAUCAAGGACCUGAUCGUCUCCAAGAACCCGUUUGUCUGCGGAGACAGCACCUCCUCAGAUCGGGUGCAGAAGCUGAUGGAGUUCGGUGAGAAGCUGGACAAGAUCAUCGCCGGAGAGAUGGAUGUCCAUAUCGUCUUGGAUGACCCAGUGGGGAACAGCUACUUGCAGAACGUAUAUGCUCCAGAUUCAGAUCCAGAGAUGACUGUUGAGAAGUACACCCGCACAUUCGAGCAGAACGAAGACCUCGGACUGAAUGAUAUGAAGACUGAAGGAUAUCAAGAGGGAAACUGAACUGAAAAUUGACAAUAUUGAGACAUAAACCCAGUGUACUUGCAGAGUUUUUUGCCCUUUUCAUCAUUUUUAAGUUAAAAAUUGGGUGAUUAUCACUUCCAGAAGGCCUGGCAUUAAAAAUGUGGGAAGGAUUUUAAGUUGCUGGAAUGUAUGAAAAAAAACCCACAGAAGUAACCUGAUUUGUAUAGAAACGCAUAUGUUGUGAUUAUUAAGAUAUAUCUUUCAAUUCAAUCCAUUGCAGUUUAUGUGGCAUUCCAGCAGAUGGCGCUGUGCUUUCACUGAUUAAUAGUGUUUAUUUUCUUUCAGAGACUUACAGGCUGUACUACAAAUGAAUCUAUUUAUAAACCUGCAACUUUGCCAUAAUCUGAAUAGUGAAAAAAUAUAUAAUGUUGCUCUGGUUUUGUUUUUGAAGACAUCAAAAAGAAAUAUUCAGAUUGUUUUUUUUUUAAUCUGUUAUCAUAGUAGCAAUUGCAGCACUUUCCUGUCAUCAAAUACAACUUGCUGGAGUUAACAGUUUCAAAUGGGUUAUUGUCUGGUCAUAAAGAUAAAAAUAAAUAAAUUCACUGGUAGCAACAAAGUAGCAAGAUAUGAGUCAACUGCAUCGUGUUCCACUAAUAGAGUAAAGUGAAUUCCUAGAUUACACAGCUCUUGAGUGAGCAGCUGUUAGCAGGAUGCAUCAUGGAAAUAGAGCAGCAGCAGUGGACCCGUUAUUCAGUCCCCAGACAACAGAGCAGACGCUCAUUGCUUGUGAAAAUCUUUCUGUACAGUCUUUUUGGUUUUUUUGCGUAUUUCUUACUUUGGUUGUACUAUGAAUGGAAGCCAUGUGUUGGUAUCACUUUGAUUUACUCUGUUGACUGUCAAAUAUGGGUGCAGUGGUUAGCACCGUCUCCUCACAGCUGGAUGGUUCUAGGUUUGAAUCCUUCCUGGGGUCUUCCACUGCUGGGUUUAUGUGUCCCUCUUGUGCCUCUUUGGGUUUUCUUCACAGACCAAAGGUCUAAAUGGUGUCGUAACUUGAGCUGGGAUUGAUUCAGAUUUCCAAAAUCAAUUCGAUUUGAUUCACAAGGGCCUGAUUUGAUUCGAUUUUCGAUUCAGAUAAGGAUAUUUCAAACACAGUACCCUUUUCACUUGAAUAUGGAAGAGAUUCUCAGAGAACUAAAGAUGUAAAUUGUAGAGACUAACUCUAACUUGGUAAUUCAUCAAAAAUAUUCAUGUUUUACAUUAACAAUUGAGCCCAAAGCAGCAGUUAGGGUUCAUUGCUGGCUUUGUGUUUUUUUAAUCCAAAAUGCAUCCAAACAUCUGCUUUCAACUUUGUUGGUGGGGCCUUCAGUGCUCCUGCCAUGAUGUUGAGCAACGCUCUUUACCCUGUCACGAGAGAUUGCUGUUCACGGGAGACUACCUGGCUUUAAACUGCAGGCUGCAUUACACACGGUAGAAAAGACAUUAAAUGAUCCAUUUGGGGAUUUUAUGAAACGAUAACAGAAAAUCAAUUCAAAUUGAUUGAUCGAUUUUUUUAACCCAGCCCUAUUCUUAACCCUCAGAGCUCAAACAGCACAGGUCUGUCCCUGAAGCCACCCUGGAUGAAUUGCCAUGGGACUAAUAGACAACUCUCUAAAAGGACAUCAUUUAGGAGUUUGUUAGUAGGUAACAUCUUCCAGCUUUACAAAAUGCCUUUUUUGUCCAGUGAAAGUUGGGAUUCAUUUGAUAUUAUAAAAAAAAGAAGUAGCAAUAACUGCACAGGCUCACAUUUUUUUCUGUUAUUUUUUUCAGAAAAAGACUUAAGUGAACUUUGAACCGGGAUGUAUUUUAUUGAUGAUAGA
Messenger RNA from Cololabis saira (Pacific saury), 3281 nucleotides. RefSeq names its product ZPR1 zinc finger (gene zpr1). Gene Ontology annotation, molecular function: zinc ion binding. Lineage: Eukaryota; Metazoa; Chordata; Actinopteri; Beloniformes; Belonidae. Gene Ontology annotation, cellular component: nucleus; cytoplasm. The transcript has 3 exons. The record is from RefSeq and is a predicted model, not a curated record. Bases 127 to 1464 code for a protein of 445 amino acids.